Messenger RNA from Porites lobata, 259 nucleotides. The record is from the annotation of a GenBank genome assembly. NCBI's taxonomy places the organism in Eukaryota, Metazoa, Cnidaria, Anthozoa, Scleractinia, Poritidae.
AUGGCACUAAGGAAGACUCAGCGAGCACUAAAUCUGGCGACAGAAAAGGGAUCAUCAGCAUGGCUUACAGUGCUUCCUCUCCAGGAUUUGGGCUUUAACCUGAAUAUAAGAGGGAGUUCGGUGACGCUGUUAAACUACGCUACGACUGGUCAGCAGAAGAUAUCCCCUCCACAUGUGCUUGUGCUUGCCUUUACGGUUAAACAGAAGAUCAAACAAAGCUCAGGAUGCGAGGUUAGAUAUCCACGCGCGUGGUUUCUAG